AUGGGAAUAGACUCGCAGCGGGACCGUGACCAACGGGUUGCGAAGCUAUGGGAAACCCUAGAUACUCACGACGAGGGCCAAGUAGACCUCAAGGGCUUUAAAAAGGGUUUAAGGAAAAUGGACCACCCUCUUAAAAACGCAGAUGACCUGGUGGAAGACGUCCUUUUACAUGUGGAUACUAGCGGGGAUGGGAAGAUACAGUUCAACGAAUUCCGCGCUUUCGUCGAACGUGCUGAAAAGGAGCUCUGGCGGCUCUUUGAAUCCAUUGACCAUGACCGUAAUGGACACCUUGACAAGGAAGAGUUACGAACUGCGUUUGCGAAUGCUGGCUUGACUAUCCCUAAGAAGAAGUUGGACGAGUUCUUUAUCCAUGUCGAUACCAACAAGGAUGGUGUAAUCACUUUCGAUGAAUGGAGAGAUUUCCUCCUUUUUCUACCCGCCGGCACCCCUAACCUCGGCGGUUUAAUAUCGUAUUACGGCGCUCUUGGAAACCUAAACUCAGAAGGAGAUGUGCACAUAAACGAACCAUUUCAAGGCUCAGGUACAGAACCCGAUUUAUUAAACACAAUCCCACCCGGCUUGUAUCAAAUUCCCUUCCCAACAUUUCCAAGUUCCUUGUCGGACAACGCAGUGACCCAAUUAGGUCCUGAGGCUCAGCCCACGCAUCAUAAGUACUACUACAGCCUGGAGACAGCUCCUUUUCUCACUGACGAUGAGCUGGAGUGGCUUGUUCUUCCAACCGCCGUCUCGCUAUGGUUGUGGUAUCAAUCUAGCCUACAAAUAUUGACGGAAAGCACCCCUCACAUAGGUUAUUUCCUUGCGGGUGGAAUGGCGGGUUGCGUAUCAAGGACAGCUACUGCACCCCUCGAUCGUUUGAAAGUAUAUCUUAUCGCCCAGACCGCCGUUAGGGAUACCGCUCUUAGUGCAGCAAAAUCCGGCCACCCUCUGGAAGCUUUGAAGAGAGUAGGCAUGCCGCUCAUAGAAGCCACCAAGGAUCUAUGGCGCGCCGGAGGGAUACGGAGUUUGUUUGCCGGGAACGGCUUGAACGUGGUGAAAGUUAUGCCCGAAUCCGCGAUUAAGUUUGGUGCAUAUGAGGCUUCAAAACGCAUGUUUGCCAACCUCGAAGGACACGGCGACACAAAGAAUCUGCUUCCAACUUCACAAUUCCUUGCGGGUGGUAUCGGAGGAAUGGUUUCCCAUCGCAUGCAAUGUGAAGUGGUUGAAGGUGGACUACAAGGCAACCGCCUCAUAAUGGCCACCGCCAAAUCGAUGUGGACCAGUAACGGAUUUCACUCUUUCUUCCGCGGCUUGCCACUGGGAUUGAUUGGAAUGUUCCCAUAUGCGGCGAUCGACCUCACCACCUUUGAAUACCUAAAAUCGAUUCUUUUAGCUCGCAAAGCUAAAUUAUACCACUGCCAUGAGGACGAUGUACCUCUUAGCAAUUUCGCAACUGGUGCUAUCGGAGCCUUUAGCGGUGCCCUGAGUGCUUCAAUAGUUUAUCCUAUGAAUGUUCUCCGCACACGACUACAGGCACAGGGCACCGUGCUGCACAGCCCUACAUAUACGGGCAUUGUCGACGUGACGCGCAAAACGUUGAGUCAGGAGGGGCUACGCGGGCUCUUUAGAGGGAUCACGCCGAAUUUGCUCAAAGUCGCCCCGUCUGUGUCGAUUAGCUAUGUCGUGUACGAAAACUCGAAGCGUUUAUUGGGUUUAGCGUAA
Messenger RNA from Histoplasma mississippiense, 1719 nucleotides. RefSeq lists its product with no specific name. Gene Ontology annotation, molecular function: ATP transmembrane transporter activity; calcium ion binding. The coding region runs from base 1 to 1719 and encodes 572 amino acids. The record is from RefSeq and is a predicted model, not a curated record. Lineage: Eukaryota; Fungi; Ascomycota; Eurotiomycetes; Onygenales; Ajellomycetaceae. Gene Ontology annotation, biological process: transmembrane transport. The transcript has 7 exons.